Molecule: messenger RNA, 744 nt
Organism: Penicillium oxalicum
Lineage: Eukaryota; Fungi; Ascomycota; Eurotiomycetes; Eurotiales; Aspergillaceae
Exons: 3
Coding region: 1-744 (247 amino acids)
Source: RefSeq, a predicted model, not a curated record
AUGGACGGAUUCCUGCUCAACAUUCGCACACCACCCGACCUAAGAAACACUUCGCUUCUAGCUGAACCCCUCCAGUUUCAUCUUUCAGUGAUCGAUUCAUACCUAUUUGUCAUGGAGAAUCCAGUGGCCGAGAUCCGGACUGUUAUCCAGCUGCUCGUUCAGUCUCCUCCUUCGCUGCAACAAAAGGCACUGGAGCGAUUCUUCACUCCAAAUGCAUCCUUUGUGCAUCCUUUUUGCCGAGUGCCUAGUUUCAAUGGUAGUCGAUGGUGGAUAGUCAAGAUCUUCCAAUGGUAUAAGAUUAUGUCCCCGCGGAUCGAGAUGCAAGUCCACUCCGUCGCUUUCGACGACAGCCAACUAAAACUCUAUGUCAACAUGUCCCAGAUCUUUUCGAUCUGGCUGGUUCCUUUCCAUGUCGCCCCGGUGACGUUGACCACGGUCCUGGACUUGACCACUGACCCCUCCAAGACCGAUGCAUCCACCAAUGGUGAUCACACCAAGUACUAUAUUACCCGACAGGAAGAUCUCUAUCAAACCUCCGACUUUAUCAAGUUCCUUCUCCCCCACAUCGGAUACUGGCUCGUCAUGGCCUGGCACUUGAUGGCCACCUUUUUUUGUCUCGUGGGCGUGACUGCUCUCUGGCCCAUGUUGUAUCUGGAGGAGAAUGGCUACCUGCCCGUGUGGAUUUCGCGGGGCAACCUCGCCUACGAUGUUGGAGAGAAGAUUCCUGAAAUCAAGAGAGAGUAG